AUGGAUGGGGAGGAAGGGUUUCAGCUUAUACCAAUAGCCUUUACUGUUGAGGCUUCUAGAAAGGCACUCGCUAAAAUGGUUAUAAUAGAUGAGUUUCCUUUUAGGUUUGUUGAAGGGUAUGAGUUUCAAAGAUAUUCGACAACCGUACAACCUAAGUUACGAAUUAGGGGUAUCCCAUCUUGUCAAACUUUGGCUAGAGAUGUGAUUGGCAUUUAUGGUGUUGAGAGAGAGAAACUAAAUGGCGCCUUGAAGGGUCAUAGGGUGUGUCUUACUACGGAUACAUGGACUAUUAUUCAAAAUCUGAAUUAUAUGUCCCUUACAUUUCAUUUUGUUGAUGAUGAUUGGAAGUUGCAUAAGAGAAUUCUAAAUUUUUGUCAAGUUGAAGACCAUAAGGGGAAGACUAUAGGUAGAAAGAUUGAAAUGUGUUUGUGUGAGUGGGGUAUUAAUGGCAUAUUCAUUUUAACAAUGAACAAUGCUAACUCAACUGGUGCCACCAUUAAGUUUUUGCAAACUAUAACUAAAGAUUGGAAGGGGACUGUUUUAGAACAUGAGUUCUUACACAUGAGGUGUUGUGCACAUAUCCUAAAUCUAAUUAUGGGGGAUGGUUUGAGAGAAAUUGAUGCAUCCAUUGCGAAGGUGCAUGAAGCUAUGAGGUAUGUGAAGUCCUCACCAAAUAGGAAUCAAACUUUUAUGAGUUUUAUUGAGAGAUUAGGUAUUGAGUCUAAGUCUCUUCUUUGUUUAGAUGUACCAACAGGGUGGAACUCUACCUAUCUCAUGUUAGAAACGGUAGAAAAAUUUGAGAAAGCAUUCAUACAAAUGGACUUUGAAAAUGAUAGUUAUUCUUCAUACUUUAUGAACAAGGAGAAUAGUUGUGGUAUGGGAUCUCCUAGUGGUAUUGAUUUCCAAAAUUUUAGGACAUUUGUGGGUUUUUUGAAGCUUUUUUACAAUGCAACGAAAAAGUUUUCAGGUUCUUUGUUUGUUAUUGCAAACACCUUUUUUGAUGAGAUGUUUGUCAUUCAAGAGAAUAUUGCCUAUUUAAGUAAAUAUCAAAACUACCUCUUGAAAAACAUGGCAAUGGUUGAUGAGAUGAUUGAAUUGGUGAGGGGUACCUUGGUCAAGUUGUGUGAUUAUUACUCUUGUGUUGAUUUACCAAAUGUACAAGUACUAAGUGGGAGUGAGGGGACACACAUAGAAGGUGAGUCAAUUGGUUGUAGCAAUCCAUAUGCGAUGGUUAAUUCUAGGUUUGAGCGUUGCUUGGAGGUUGAGCAGUUCAUAGGGUGUAGCAAUGAGAUCAACAAAUAUUUGGUUGAAAAUUGUGAAAGUAGAAGGGGGAUGUGA
Molecule: messenger RNA, 1338 nt
Organism: Quercus lobata
Lineage: Eukaryota; Viridiplantae; Streptophyta; Magnoliopsida; Fagales; Fagaceae
Product: zinc finger BED domain-containing protein RICESLEEPER 2-like
Exons: 2
Coding region: 1-1338 (445 amino acids)
Source: RefSeq, a predicted model, not a curated record